Hydatigera taeniaeformis is the source of this 423-nucleotide messenger RNA. The record is from the annotation of a GenBank genome assembly. NCBI's taxonomy places the organism in Eukaryota, Metazoa, Platyhelminthes, Cestoda, Cyclophyllidea, Taeniidae.
AUGCUCGGUGACGACAAUACAUCCACUGACCGGCAUGUUGGGGUGGUAGUCGACGGAGGAGAGCACGUCUGCGAACUCCUUCGAGAGGACCACACUGGGAGGGUGCGUGAUGUCACCAUUCAGUUGGUCUCCAAGUCCUCGUCCUCAAGGUGCAAUAGUCUUCACACCCACUCACUCAUCCAUCCAUCCAUCCAUCCAUCCAUCCUCAAGGGAUCAACGUUGGUGUUACGUGGGCCAAGAGGGAUGGAAUGCGAGGAAGAGAGCGGAGGUGGUCGUGAACCACACCUGCGUGAGAUGCGGUCCAUCCAGCAUCAAGGUGGAUGUUGGUGGUGUAAAGUGGAAGUUGGGAGGUGGGCGUGGGUUCCAGCAAGGCGUCCAACGUCAACAGACGUGAGCGCGUUUUUGUCUCACAGCAGUGCCUAA